Myotis davidii is the source of this 2633-nucleotide messenger RNA. It is a transcript of the gene FAM20B, whose product is annotated as family with sequence similarity 20 member B. Lineage: Eukaryota; Metazoa; Chordata; Mammalia; Chiroptera; Vespertilionidae. Gene Ontology annotation, cellular component: Golgi apparatus. Bases 1048 to 2277 code for a protein of 409 amino acids. The transcript is spliced from 9 exons. Gene Ontology annotation, biological process: protein phosphorylation. The record is from RefSeq and is a predicted model, not a curated record. Gene Ontology annotation, molecular function: phosphotransferase activity, alcohol group as acceptor.
GCCUGGGGCCGCGCUCUCCUUGGGUUGGGAGCGAUGUCUGGGGGUGAGACGGUCUCCAAGUCCGGAGCGGGUCGCGCUUGCGAUUGCACUUCCGGGUGUGACGGCCCCGCCCUCGAGAAAGAGCCUGAAACGUUGUGGUGGAGGAUGAAUGUGAGCGCUUGUCAGGUUGCGUCCUUGGUUGUGCGGUUUGAUGGGAGUUGAGUUCUAACCGGGCGUCUGUUCCCUGCGAGGCUCCCGGGGGGAAGGGAAGGGGUGGAAGGAAGUUGGAGGGAAAGCGGAGAGGAUGGGGCACGGCUAGGGCUGGUCAUUCCGGAGAUCUUGGUCCCCCAGUGGCCGCAUCACCCUGGGGGUCCCGGGCCGAGGAGUUGAUCGUUCGGGACAAUGAGAGAUGCCGAUGCGCUGAGCGGGGUCCAGGGCCAGGUGUCAGGGUCGUGCCACCCAGCCGGUCUCUCCCCGGAGGUGUGGUUUCUCACCUGGAAAGGGAAGUAGGAAUGGUGGGACCCUUUCGCUGCUGGCUCGGAGGACUCGAUGCACGUGUGAUGUAGUCAUGAAGACUGCUGUUAGCCGGUUAUUCCUGUUCUCCUUGAGCUGUAAAUUCACGCCUACAUUUCCCUCCGUUGGGUUCGCUGCCUCCGCGUGCGUGUGCAUGGCACACAUUCCCGGAGCUUAAGGCGGGACCUUGGAGCCAAGCCCGAGAGCGCGCCACGUACCGUGUGUUGUCAUCCUCAAGACAUGUUUUUCCGGAAACCCGGGAACAGGUGUAAAGGAGCGAAGUUACUUGCCUAGACGCAGAGCCAAUCCAAGGAGUUCCUGUCUUACAGUGUGUCAUAAAACUUAUCUUCAGAGAAGAGAAGAACUGGAAAGCUACCAAAUAUUGGUGGUUUGGAUAUUCAAAACUCCUUUAUGGAUUUUGAAAGGAAUUGUGGGAGGUGCUUCAGUGAAGAAAUGGACCAGUGUGUAUAAUCAUGGAGUCUCCUUGCUAACCAUCACCACCUGCUCUCCCUGAUACGUGAGAGAGAGGGUCUGGGGAGAAGGAAAGAGGUCAACAUGAAGCUGAAGCAGCGAGUCGUGUUGUUAGCAAUUCUCCUUGUCAUCUUUAUCUUCACCAAAGUUUUCCUGAUUGACAACUUAGACUCAUCGGCUGCCAACCGGGAGGACCAGAGGGCUUUUCACCGAAUGAUAGCUGGCUUGCGGGUGGAGCUGGCAUCCAAGCUGGACCACACCUUGCAGUCUCCCUGGGAGAUUGCAGCCCAGUGGGUGGUUCCCCGGGAAGUGUAUCCUGACGAGACACCAGAGCUGGGGGCAAUCAUGCAUGCCAUGGCCACCAAAAAAAUCAUUAAAGCUGAUGUGGGUUACAAAGGGACACAACUGAAAGCCUUACUGAUACUUGAAGGAGGACAGAAAGUUGUCUUCAAACCUAAGCGGUAUAACCGAGACUACGUGGUAGAAGGCGAACCCUAUGCUGGUUAUGACAGACACAAUGCAGAGGUGGCAGCCUUUCACCUGGACAGGAUUCUGGGUUUUCGCCGAGCCCCGUUGGUGGUUGGCAGAUUUGUUAAUCUUCGGACAGAGAUCAAGCCUGUGGCCACGGAGCAGCUCUUGAGCACCUUCCUAACUGUAGGAAAUAAUACUUGUUUCUAUGGGAAGUGUUAUUACUGCCGAGAAACAGAGCCAGCUUGUGCCGACGGAGACAUGAUGGAGGGAUCUGUUACCCUCUGGCUUCCAGAUGUGUGGCCUCUGCAGAAACACCGACACCCCUGGGGCAGGACUUACCGAGAGGGCAAACUGGCCAGGUGGGAGUACGAUGAGAGCUACUGUGACGCAGUGAAGAAAACAUCCCCUUAUGACUCCGGCCCGCGUCUCUUGGAUAUCAUUGACACGGCUGUUUUUGAUUACCUGAUUGGCAAUGCUGACCGCCAUCACUAUGAGAGUUUUCAAGACGACGAGGGUGCCAGUAUGCUCAUCCUUCUCGAUAAUGCCAAAAGCUUUGGGAACCCCUCGCUGGAUGAGAGAAGCAUUCUUGCCCCUCUCUAUCAGUGUUGCAUCAUUCGGGUUUCUACCUGGAACAGACUGAAUUACCUAAAGAAUGGUGUGCUGAAGUCUGCCUUAAAAUCUGCCAUGGCCCAUGACCCCAUCUCCCCAGUGCUGUCCGACCCACACCUGGACGCUGUGGACCAGCGGCUCCUGAGCGUCUUGGCCACUGUGAAGCAGUGCACGGACCAGUUUGGGAUGGACACUGUGCUGGUGGAAGACAGGAUGCCUCUCUCUCACUUGUAAUUUGCAGCACAGAAUAACUGAAACUUCUUUUUACAAAGAUAGAGAAACAGCACAAUCAAUUCCAAAUGGUAUGAGAUGGAUUGGAAAUGGCCGGCAGCAAGUUCUGGUGAUGGGACAGAGUGGCCUUGGAUUUCAUAGGUGUUUUCCAUUGUAGAAACUGAAGUGAGGACUGUUAGUUCAGAACAUGGAAUAUUCUGCUGAGUUACGUGACGUCCUCGGCCCUUGCCCGUUCUAGUGAGCAUCACAGUUGGUCAGUCUUAAGUCUCAUGCCAAAGGACAACAGGUGUGACGUUUGGAUAGGUUCAUGCUGGGAUUGGUUCUGGAGUGGGUAUUUGGAGUUCAUUCUGACCAUACCU